Molecule: messenger RNA, 1711 nt
Organism: Hermetia illucens (black soldier fly)
Lineage: Eukaryota; Metazoa; Arthropoda; Insecta; Diptera; Stratiomyidae
Exons: 6
Coding region: 104-1681 (525 amino acids)
Biological process (GO): axonemal dynein complex assembly; regulation of cilium movement; cilium-dependent cell motility
Cellular component (GO): axonemal dynein complex; axoneme
Source: RefSeq, a predicted model, not a curated record
UUUGAAUUUUGUCAUUCAGUGGAAUUUCUCAAAUCAUUGUCUAUUUUCAUAUAUUAUCUAUUGACAGUUUCCUUUUAGUAGAUCUUGCGAACUUUUUCACAAAAUGUCCGCUCCUAGAGUCACAAUAGCGCCUAUUUCAGAACCACUCAGAUCACCUCAAGAGAUGCCAAUCCAAACAACUCCAGCUGUAGGCACGCCCAUUUCAAUAACCCCCUUGCCAAUGGCUACGCCAGUUGCGGGGUCACCACAAGAAUUAACGCCUUUGUUGACAACAACAGAUACAGGUAAGAAGAAAAAGAAGAAACUUACCAAAGAAGAACGCAAGGAAUUGAAGAAACAAAAGAAGAUUCUGAAGCAGCAGAGAGAAUUGGAAGAGAAAAAGCAACAGUUCCGGAACUUUUUAGAGCGUGAGCUCAAAUACACCGAAAUUACUUACAAGAGGGCAGCAGCUGAUUGGGAAGCUAUGUGUGCAGCGAUAAAACUGAAGGAGUUGCGGGACGAUAUGACGGAACUGUGGCAGAGUCUUAAUAGAAGUCUGGACAACAAGCAAUAUAAAAUCCAAAUCCUUUUAACUGAGCUCGAUAUUGCGGAGGAGCAAUACCGUCGAAACUUCUCAAAGCACUGCGAUAUCAUUGAUUAUCUCAUAAGACUCUUCAAAGUCCUUGUUGAGAUGACGAAGAAUGCUUAUGAUCAAGAUGCCGCGGACCUGGUAGCUGAGUUUCAAGAGGAUCUAGAGGAAAAGAACGAGAUCCAUGCAGCUCGUAAAAAGUACUACGAGAAUGUGCUGCAUGCCACAAACCUCAUAACGAAGAAUUUGCUGACUAAAAUGGAACAUCGGUAUACCAUCGAUGUCAAUGAGUUAGUGGAUACGCAUGUAGCCAAGCGGCUACAGUACCGCGAUGCAACGGUACGUAAAAUGGAGCAAUUGCACUCGCAUAUAGAAAAAAUCGUGUCCGACCUUCAAAUGGAUGCACUGAAUCCUAAACGAGAACAGCUCUAUAACCAAUGCGUUGAGAGACAGGAGCAAGCUUCAAAGGAUAUGCAGACAUUCCGGGAGUCAUCAAAACGUUUACUAUCAACCCUUUCCAGCUAUCAGAAUGAACUGCUUUCUUCCGAAUCGGAAUCAAAGGCAGAAGUGGUCAGGUUGCGCGGAGAACGAUCCUACUUUGUGGAGCAAUACUGGCGACUGAAGCAGAGUCAUAAACAAAGUACGAAAUCACAUGAUAAUCAUAUUAAGGGUUUGGCCUAUGAAAGCGAUCGAUCAAUGAAGAAUCUGAAGAAGUAUGUGAAGUACGGAGAGCUUAUCCUGGGGCUUGCCACAUGCUGUCGAAAGUUACAGACCGAAAAGGAAAAGGUGACUCCAUGGACAGAAGAGGCGGAAAACCUCCGACUGGAUGCUGGAAAGCAAAACGAGGACGUGCAGGACCAGGUCACCGAUCAAGUUCGCCAAAUGCAAUUAUUCUGGAACCGGGUGGGACAGGCUGAGAUCCAUGUCCUUUGCUUACAAGAGGAAAAGCAAGCUCUCGAAAAGCAAAAUGAGAAUUUCCGAGAAAUCAUCAAAUCCUACGGAGAAGCGCAAUCUUACAACCGAGUCAUGUGCUCGCUUCAGAUCUCACCAUAUCCAACGUCUACCAUCCCCAUCCAGGAAGCUUCUCAAAUGCCGCAACUGAAAAAACCUUAAAAUAUCUUGUAACAAACUAAGAUCCCUCAA